This is a messenger RNA of Ceutorhynchus assimilis (cabbage seed weevil), 4461 nucleotides long. The record is from the annotation of a GenBank genome assembly. Lineage: Eukaryota; Metazoa; Arthropoda; Insecta; Coleoptera; Curculionidae.
CGUGUUUAUUUCUCAUUAUUUUUGGAUAAACCCUGUUGCUCUAUUGCUCAUGAAUGUUUUCCAUUUUUCUAUGGGUUUCAAUCUUGUUUUCCAAUUUUGAAUACCAAUGAGCAAAUAAAUAACAUGCAUGUAUCUACCUAUCUAUUCUUUCCUUACUUCAUAGCCACCCAUAGUUUUCAAUUCGGAAAACCUACGAAACAAUUUGAUCAUUCUUACAGUCAUAAUAGGGUACUAUGGAAUAAUACAUGUCUAUGAAUGUCGAAUGUGACUAAUCACGAGGCUCCAAACGAUCUGAGAAACCUUUAAAGUUUCACGUGGUUAUAUAGUCAUUUUUUAGGAACAAUUAGUGCCAUGCAGAAAUUGUUUUAUGAAGUUUCCAUUUAUAUAAGUAGGUUCUUACCAAAAACAAUUAUCAAAAGGAUUUUCUUCCAUAGAAAAGUUAUACCUCAUUCAAGUUUGGGAUAUUCAGAUAAAUCUGAUGACUUGAAAAAGAAAGAUAGAAGGAUUUUCAACUCGGUGAGUUAUUUUGUUACAACGAUGAUAAUAUUGAAAUGAAUGAAAAUUACUAUAUCAAACAGGUCAUAUUUCAAAAAGCGAGCUUGAAAACUUGAGUACGACGUUUUCCGUUAGGUUCAUGGCGCUAGAAUGACCAUUCGAAGCACGCAUUUGCACCAUCCGCUAAAUUAUGCAGAGCAAAUACCUAAAAGUUUUAAUGCAUGUCUCAUAAAUUUUGAUCACUGAAUAAAGUUUUUAUAAACUGAUGCUCUCAUCAACUUCCAUAAGAGAUUGUGUAAUUUACACUUACCUAGACAAGUUUUUCCAUUUUUUUUUUUUUUUUCAAAAAGUAAGCUCAUUUUUACAUGAAUAAGCUUAACUACAUUUUAUUGCAGCUGUCAUCAUAGGACUACAUAGUUGAACCAUAUCCUCUUAAAAUUAUAAAUAUUAUAACAACGUUUAUUAAUAGUUCAUAGGGCCGCCAAGUUGGACCAAAUCUAUUAUCGUUUACGUAAAAUGUAUAAACGCUAACCGCUAAACUCAAAUCGCUCAGUAGUAGUGGGCGACCAUGGACUGGUACACAUUGCACGAGAUAAUAUACUCGCUUCAUUUCAUUUUGUUUCGGUUCCGUUUCGGACGUUAACAGAAUAGAAUCUCGGUUUAUUCGAAAAGUAAAUAUUUUCGCCGGUCGCAACGCCCUGUAUAGGACGUCAAUCGAUCGUCUGAGGGUAGUUGUUGAGGCAGAUGAACCCUAGGGAGCGUUUCCCAUGAUUCAGUUCUUCCCUCCGCUUCGAAACAGACCCUUUUUUUAACAUUGAUUUUUAGUGGUUUUCAGUGAUUUUCUGUUGUGUUUUCUAUUUUUUUGAAUUAAACUCUACAGUGUUUUGUGUCGAAUUGUUCGCUUCAAUAAUAUUGAAAAAGUUAUGUUGCUGCCUACAAAAAAUUCUACAAAUUGCCCCAUAGGAUUCCAAAACGAUUUCUAUCAUGAAGUGGUAGGGAAAACAAAAUUUUUAACAUUGAAAUGUACAGGGAAGCAAACAAACAGCAGCCGCGCAAGAAGUAAAAGUGUGGAUAGAACUAAAUUCCGGUUUUGUGCCUGUACUGGACCAAGGAAAAAUAAUAAAAAGAGCGCCAAGUGGUAUGUGAAGCAGCCCACAUGGCGACUUUGGGGCGAAGAAAAAGCAGACGGCGCCCUAUACACUGUCUACCUCAAAAAAGUACGAUACCAUCGGCCCACCAGGAGUUUGUCCUCGUCACACUCGGAUUCAGAUGACGAAAUUUCGCAUUUAGAAUGGGAAACGGUGCGGGUGCGUUUUGUAAAAGCUGGCACCCUCAAAAAAUUGGUCGAGGCUCUUUCCACGGACGAUGGAGAACUGGAAACUACUUACAUCAACGUGUUUUUGGCUACUUAUAGAAGCUUUUCCACUGCCAAAGAAGUUUUGAAGCUUUUAUUGGAGAGGUACGAGGAAUUGACUGAAACGCCACAGAAUAAUGGACGACCACCAGAAACCCAUGAACAACACAAAAAAACUCUCAUUUCUGCCCUCCACGUUUGGCUCGAUAGUUACCCCGAAGAUUUUAAAGAACCACCAAACUAUUCCGCUCUUGGCUUACUGCUCAAUUUCGCCGAAGACUUUUUACCAAAUACCGAACUCGAGGCCAAAGUACGUCACAGGAUUGACAGAUAUUCAAGAGAAGCUCACAUCGAUCCCCUCCUCACUCCACCACCUGCUUUCGCUAUGCGCUCCAUAGCUUUGUCAGGCUGGAGAAAUUUUAAGUUACCAGAUGUACCAGUUAGAUAUUUUGCUGAACAGCUUACCAGAAUGGAUGUGGAUUUAUUCAAAAAACUAGUCCCACAUCAGUGUUUGGGUGCGGUGUGGUCGCGUAGAGACCGGAGUCGUUCUCAUGAAGCUGCCACCGUAUUGGCCACAGUUAACCAAUUUAAUGCAGUUUCUUUUCGGGUUAUUUCAUCCAUAUUGGUUGAAGUGGGCCUUCGAGUGCAUGACAGAGCCUCCUUGAUUAUGUGCUGGAUAGAUAUCGCUCAAGAAUUGAGGCUUAUUAAAAAUUUCAGCAGUUUAAAGGCUAUUAUAAGUGGACUGCAAAGUAAUCCUAUUUAUAGGCUUCAGAAAACAUGGCAAACAAUCCCCAAAGAAAAAAUCGAAAUGUUCGAUGAAUUGGCGCGAAUUUUUAGCGAAGACAACAACCAGUGGACCCAAAGAGAGCUUCUAAUGAAAGAAGGCACUGCUAAAUUUGCAGAUACCGUUGGUGAAAACGAUAAGCAAUUGCAAAAGAUUUUCCAGAGGCAAAAUAACCAUACUGCCAACAUAUCUUUCGGAACUAUACCAUAUUUAGGAACGUUUUUGACAGAUCUCACUAUGAUAGACACAGCUAUACCUGAUAUUAUUGGUGACGGUUUGAUUAAUUUCGAUAAACGCCGCAAAGAGUUUGAAGUUUUGGCUCAAAUUAAACUUUUACAGGGUGCUGCAAAUGCAUAUCAUUUCAUAGAAGAUCCAGCGUUUGACCGAUGGUUCGACUCUAUACUGGUGUUGGACGACCGCGAAGCUUACCAAUUGAGCUGCCAAAUCGAACCGCCAACAAAUAACGGCCAAAAUGGUAAAAACCGAAAAAAGUCGAUGCCUGGGCAUCAGAAAAACGACUCGAUCACAAGCACUAGCAGCAGCAACAGUUCACAAUUCUACUGCGAUAUUGAUAGCAUCACCAGUUCGCCAAGGAACAGCAUCGAUAGAAAAAUGAGUCCCAGUCAAAUGUCACAUUCGAGUAGUAAUUCUUCUUUGCCCAGUUUGGAUAUCAGUUUGAAUAGUUCGCAUUCGGGGAGCGCAACAAAUCGUCUUCAAGUGCCUUUACCUAAUAAUUCGGGGACGUUGAGUAAUAAUUCACAGAAAAGUAGUCCCGAUUUUUAUAUUAUAAAAGUUACCUACGAAACAGAAAAUCCAGAAACCGAAGGUAUAGUCCUUUACAAAAGCAUAAUGCUAAGUAAUAACGAACGAACACCACAAGUCAUAAGGAACGCCAUGUAUAAACUUAGCUUGGAAGGCAAUCCGGACCAGUACACUUUAGCGCAAGUUUUACCUGAAAAAGAAAUGAUCCUCCCUCCAAACGCCAACGUUUAUUAUGCAGUCAACACCGCCCACAAUUUAAAUUUUAUCUUACGGCAAAAGAAAUUGGAAGAUGGUACCACUACUGCCGGGCGAGGCUUUAAGAAAUCAAAAUCAUAGCAAAUGCUGCGGUGGGAUUUCAUCCCAAAUAAAUAAUUAACAACUGUGAUAGAAUUUAUGUUUAUAUACUCUCUAUAAAAACGUCACAAUUUUUUUAAUAUUUAUUUUUUAAUAUUUUUUUUUACCAAUAUUAAUGUAAGCCAUGACUUAAUUAGUUAAUUAAUAUAAGUUUAUAUGCAACCCAAUUUUACAAGCAAAAUUGAACCAAUGAAGUUAGCCACUAUAUGGAUAGACCAAUCUAUUAGUAAUAUUUUAUCAAAUAUGAAAUGCAAAUCUUUUCACUCUAAAUAAGAGAAGAGAGAUGUCACUUCAUGUGUUCUUUCUAUGUCUCAAAUAUCUCGUAUAGAAAAAAGCAAUAUUUAUUAAAUGAAGCUUUAUUUUUUGUUUUUAUGGAUUACACAAAUUAACCAAAGAUUAUUUACACAAAAUAAACUAAUCUAAAUUUACAAAUAAUAAUAAAUCCACAGGGUGUCCACAUGGUACGUUGAAAACUGCCAAAAUUACUUGAGAAAUUUUACUCCCCAUUUUGUGUGUCCUAGAAUCGUAGAAAUAAUGAUUGUCCUGUAUUUUGAAUUUGUUGUAUAUUAUCAUGUAUUUGCUCCUUAGAUCUGAUCCAGUAAUUGUUGUACUUACUUUCUUUUUUUUAUUUUAUAGUAAUUAUGUAAUAAAAUGUGUAUUAUUGUAUUUUUCUAAUAAAAAAGUAAGUGAUUUCCAUUGGGUACUGCAUUCC